This is a messenger RNA of Lolium rigidum, 867 nucleotides long. RefSeq lists its product as uncharacterized. The record is from RefSeq and is a predicted model, not a curated record. The transcript has 2 exons. The coding region runs from base 1 to 867 and encodes 288 amino acids. NCBI's taxonomy places the organism in Eukaryota, Viridiplantae, Streptophyta, Magnoliopsida, Poales, Poaceae.
AUGCAGUUUACACACUACACGCCUGGAUUGCCACACGGCGGUUUCUGUUCCAUCUUAGAAACCUUGCAGAUCUUCUCGAUCAAACUCACAAGGCUUGAUGGUGGGCUCGAGUUUCCUUUGUCCGUGUAUGGUGUGGUUGCCAUACGGGACAUGGUGGACCGCAACCGAAACAUUCUCUUCUCUCGGGAUAUUAGAGAGGCCCAGGAACUUAAACAGAGUGAUCCUUUUCUGCACUUGAUUGGUCCGUCCCGCGCAAUUUUGUUUGAGGACCACAUUGGCAUCGAAAUCCAAUUAAGAGUAGCAGGCACAGUAGGAUCUCAAGAUAGGGCAUUAAUCAGUGAUGCGUGCCGUUACAGAAGAGGAUACGGUCUCGGCGUUACUAGCCUCCGCUUCAAGAACAUCUUGUGCACGCUAGAGUUGAGGUCGCAGCCAGUUAAGAAAACGGUCCAGGCCACUAUCUUGGGUGUCCAGGUUGCCACAGACGAUGGGUCGUGGCCUUUAAAAUACGGCGGCCUAGUUGCUUGCUCCCCACUAUCAGGGAAAAUUGUGGCCAUCGAUAGUGCAAUCACUCGUAACAUUGAUCCCCCAUCCAGCCAGAUUGUGCUGAUUGAUUCAAAAGGUAAAGCAAUGCCGAAAGGCGAUAGUGGCCAUGUACAUCUGUGGAGGCAAGUUGUUUCCGUAGAAUUUGAAGGAGGGCUGGACCUUGUCAUACAAGCCUACUCCAAAUUUGGUGAUGUCGGUGCAGAAACUUCUGCCCAUUUCACGCCCCAAGUUUGCAACAUAAGCCAACAAAAAUGCACCCUUGGUGAUGCUCAGGUAACUUUUACUGUUGCCUGGUCCCUUGUUCCUGAAGAUUGCUUUUUGUGA